AAAAUUAUAUUAAGAUGUCGAAUUUAAAAAAGCACAAUCUAAUACAAAUAUUACUUAAAAGUUUUAUGAUUCUAACAAAAAUCAUUUUUUGAAAAGAAUAAAUCAGUAUUUAAAUAGAGAUAAAAAAAGAAAAUUUGGAUUUAAAUCUAAAAAAGAGAAACUUCAAAACAUUGGAGAAAAAUUAGUUUAAAACAUAUUUAUUGACGAAGAAACAAAACUUCCUUAUGGAAUUGGAUUUGAUGAAUAUAUUGAAUAUUUAAAAGAAUAAGCUAUAGUGUCAAAAACAGAAUAAUUCUAAAAAACUUUAGAAAAAAUUUGUAAAUAAAUAGGCUGUUUAGAUGAUAUUUAAAUGAUGAAAUUUUUUUAAUUUGUUAUUGCGGAAAAAACUGCUGAUUCAUUUAAAAAUGAUUCCAGACUUUUUAUAACAAAAAGAGUAAUUGAAGAAUUAAAAAAGGAAGGAAUUUCAUAUGAAGAAAAAAAAGUGUUUUUAAAGAAAUAUUUAGGGGGAGGAAAUUAAGAUGAAUUAAUUAGAAAAGCAGAAAUUUAAAAUGAAGAAGAUCUAUAUUAAACUAUAACACCUUUAAUUUAAUAAUAAGCUUUGGAAUCUGAAACUAAAAAUAGAGCACUUUUAAGUGUUUAAAAAAAAAUAGAAUAAAACACAGAAUUCAGAAGAGUUGAAAAAAGACCAGAUAGAAUUGAUGAAAAUGAUGCUUUUUUUAGUGAAGAAAGUGAUCAAGAAAGCCAUUAUAAUGAACCUUUUUUUAAUUAUAAAUAUAAAAAAUCGUCCUUGAAAGAUCAUGUAAAUCCUUUUGUUACUUUAAAAAGAGAAGAUUUCGAUAAUUAGGCGAUUUAUAGAUAAGUUAAGAAGAAUUAUUAUAUUAAUAAAAAGAAAUAUUACGAAGAAAAUAUCUAUACUGAUGAAAAUAAAAAAAGAGAUGAUAAUUAAAACAAUUUAUAAGUUACUGAUUUUUUAAUAAAUUCUUAAGAAAAUUUAAAACCAGAAGACUAUUUAUGGAAGAACCUUUAAGAGAAUUUUUAAAGAAUUUUCCCUACUAACAUAUUAGAAGCUUAAAAAGGCUAAUAAAUAUUAAAUUAAUAAGAUGAUUUAGCCCAUGAACCAUAUGAAUAUGAUGUAUAAGAAAUACUAGAACUAAGUUAAUUAAAAUAAGAAUCAGACCAAAAAGGAAUUAAGCAUUUAAAUGAAGAUCAUUAAAUGGAAUUAGAAAUUUAUGUGAGACAAAAUUAAGACCCUUUUUUCAGACAUUAUAUUUAAAACGAUAUUAAAUAUUUCAUUGAUAGAAUUCAAGAAGGUGCUUUUGAUGUUAUGUCUGGUUUAAUGCCUUCUAGUAAAUCAAAUGACUUAGUAUAGUAUUAUGAUGCUGAUAGGGAAAAUUUAUGCCCUGAAAUUUUAGAAGAUGAAUCUUUAAGAUUAUAAUAUGAAGCUUUAAAAAAAGAAAAAAUUAGCAAACUUCGUAUUUUUAACUCAGGAAAAAGAAAAACUUCCACAUGCUUAGUUAUGAUUACUGAAGGACCUGGUAUAGUCUUAGUUAAUGGAAAAAAAAUCUUCAAUUAUUUUUGUCAUCCUUAUCAUAGAAAUAUUGCUCUUAGACCUUUGUUUUUAUCUCCUUCUUCACAUUGUUAAUAUAAUAUAAAUUUCUAUGUUAGAGGAGGUGGUGUUACUGGGUAAUCUAAUGCUUGCUAAGUCGCUCUUGCUAGAGCCCUUGGAUAAUUAAAUCCUUGUUUAAGACCAAUAUUUAUGAAAUUGGAUUUAUUACGUACGGAUUAUAGAUAAAAAGAAAGAAAAAAAACUGGUAAAUAUAAAGCAAGAAAAUCUUAUACUUAUGUUAGAAGAUGA
Messenger RNA from Ichthyophthirius multifiliis, 1855 nucleotides. RefSeq lists its product as hypothetical. Gene Ontology annotation, molecular function: structural constituent of ribosome; RNA binding. Gene Ontology annotation, cellular component: ribosome; mitochondrial small ribosomal subunit. The record is from RefSeq and is a predicted model, not a curated record. The transcript has 7 exons. Lineage: Eukaryota; Ciliophora; Oligohymenophorea; Hymenostomatida. Gene Ontology annotation, biological process: translation.